CGCACCGCGCACGGGGAACCGCAGUGGCAGUGGCUGUGUUUGGGACAGCAAAGCUGGGCCGCGAAGCCUUGUUGAGGGGUGAGGUAUGCGAUGGCAGCCAUGUGACCAGAACUUGAGCUUCCGCGACACCUGGCAUUGGCUCCCACGCGAAGAGGAGGAGGAGCUCUUAGAGCCAAUUAGCCUGAAAGAGGCCUUGGAGGAACUCCUAGACUGCCACAAGCGCUUUGAUCCAAGCUGCUGGGCAUGUACCAUGGACGAGGAGGUGGUUUCAAGCGCGGCGAGCGUGGUGACCACCCAGCAAGGAAGCUUUGCAACACAGUUCUUUAUUGGCGAUGACGACUCGAGUUCAGCGCCAGAGUCUCACACGCCACUGGCCAUGAGUAUCGCUAAAUGUUCUGGGAAAUUUUGGCGCCUGUGGCUAGACUGUGAGAACUUUUACAUUGGCGACGAGACCAAGAGUUCAGGGGAGCACUGGGAGAUGGAAAGCAUCUUCGAAUGCAGUUGGAGCUUUGUCAAGGACCCAUUGGAAGAACACUUCGAACGCGCAAGCGGAAGUGAUUCCUCCGACCACGAGUUGAGCAAGUUGAACAGCCGAGAAACUCGCCUUGUUCCAGAAGUGCCUGAACAGAAGGUCAUUUCAUUGGCGGAUCACCUCGACUGGAGGUCUUCGAAGACGAACGAGAAGGAUGCAGAGACUGAGAGGUGGAGGCAGCUUCAUCCACCGGGCCCGUUUGCGACACAGACGACCAGCGGUUGCCGUGACAUCCAGCGGCAGAACCGAGUGACCUUGCAGCUGGCUAGCUUGGUACAGACGGCUCAUCCGCUCUUCGAUGAGCUCGGACGGGAAGGUUAUGUGCAUAAACGGAUCCACCGGAAGCUGCAUGAAAAGGUAGUGCACUUUGAUGAUGCUCAGAUUAAAAGAUUGGGCGAGAUGUGUUUCCGCGAUCAGUUCGCCGAAGCGGUGAAGAUGGAUAAAGUCUUGGGAUCCGCAAGGGCAAACAAUUGCAGACAGGACCUGCUGUGUUUACUACAUCAUUUAACAACAUCCACGAUGACCUCUCGCAAGAGUGCAGCGAUGCGAUGUUGAUGAGAUCUACUUCCUUCUCCUGUGUAGGUCUCACCAAAGAUCAGGUUCUUCUCCAUGGGUCGCUGGUGCCAU
Messenger RNA from Durusdinium trenchii, 1159 nucleotides. NCBI's taxonomy places the organism in Eukaryota, Dinophyceae, Suessiales, Symbiodiniaceae. The record is from the annotation of a GenBank genome assembly.